Linum tenue is the source of this 1071-nucleotide messenger RNA. The record is from the annotation of a GenBank genome assembly. Lineage: Eukaryota; Viridiplantae; Streptophyta; Magnoliopsida; Malpighiales; Linaceae.
AUGGGUAGCUUCAUAGGGCAUGUCUUGCCAGGCAUUGCCUUCUAUGUAUUUGGCUUGUGGCAUCUCUUCAACAACACAAAACUCCACUUCCAAAACAAAGCCUCCUUCACAACAUCUGCAUGGUUCCCCACAUCAAGGCUCAGGUACUUGGAGCUCAUAUUGAUAAUCAUUGGGAGCUCCAUCUCUGUCUCCAUGGAGCUCUUCAUCGGCCCCAGAAAGCACCAACCAUUUGAUGCAGACGGGACCAUCCCUUCGAACCAUCUACGCAACUUUGAACACUCCUCUAUCUCAAUGUACUUUGCAACCUAUGGCAUUCUCGCCAUCCUCCUCGACAAAUCAGUGCAAGGUUCAACCCUUGGGGACAACAAUAUUGCAAAUCGAAUGAAUUCCCACCUGCAUGAUCAUGUUCAAGGCCUCACUCUCCUAGCUGCAUCUAUGUGCUUCGGUCUCGAGCUCUUCAGCUUCCACUUCCACUCCACCGAUCACAUGGGGGUCGAAGGUCAAUACCACUUGCUUCUUCAGAUUGUGGUGGUGGUCUCUUUUGCAACAACCCUAAUCAGUGUUGGCCUCCCUGGGAGUUUCCUUGUGAGCUACGUAAGGUCUGUAAGCAUAAUGUGCCAAGGCGGGUGGUUCAUAGUCAUGGGGUACAUGCUUUGGACUCCUGAAUUGGUGCCUAAAGGGUGCAUGAUUCACCGAGAAGACGGGCACGAAAUUGUUAGGUGCUCGGGGGAGGAGUCGUUGGAAAGAGCCAAAUCGUUGGUGAACAUCUUCUUUAGCUGGUUCCUCAUCGGGUUCACCAUUGGCGCCAUCUUGUUUUAUGUCGGCAUGGUUAACUGUUAUUCGCCUAAGUAUUAUAACAAUGAGAUCACUACUGGUGCCAGUGCUGCCUAUUGUUGCUUGCCAACCAAGCAAGAAGGUUGUGAUGAGUUUGAAGGAGAGCCGUUGGAGCACCACAUUGAAUUGCAAAAGAAAACUAGAUUUGUAGUUGGUGUAGCUUGUGAAGGUGGGAAUGGAGUGUCCAAUUCCAAGCCAAUGGAUGACCCAAAGAUGGAAGCCAUAUAUGCCGAAUAA